AGAUAGGCAUAGAUCAUGGCUGGUAAAAUCUCAUCAACAGAUGUGCAUAAAAUCCAAAGACAUAAUGUGGAUGAUAUGAUUAGCGACUUACCCGAGGGCGUUCUUCUUCAUAUUCUUUCUUUACUCCCUACCGAAGAUGUUGUAAGAACUUCCGUAUUAGCAACAAAAUGGAGACACUUGUGGACCUACUUAUCCGUCUUUGAUUUUAAAAUUCCAUAUCCUCUAUAUAAUAAGUCAAAAGACCAAAAUCAGAAUUCAGUAAAUUGUCUCUUAGAUCUAGUUGGAAGACUACUGCGAAAAUCUAAUUGUGUAGAAAGGCUCUCCAUUGACAUAUUUGUAAUUGCUGUUGAUGGAGAUAAAGUUAGUUCUUUAAUAUCUUCUGCUUCGAAGCACAAACUACAAUAUCUUAAACUUUCACUAGGUGUUCCAAUUCCAAAUGAUAAGUUUGCGUUACCCCAUUGUUUCUCGGCAUUUGAGUCAUUGAAUGAACUUUGUUUAGGACUCAGGUUCACUCUUUGUAUUCCUAGUGAUAUUUGUUUCCCUAGUCUGAAGAAAUUAGUAGUUUCAGAUGUUGAAUUUGCAAAUGAGGAGUCGGUUCAACAACUUUUCUCUGGGUGCCCUGUCUUACAAGAGUUGACCUUGUACAAUUGUUAUUGGGAGAAUAUAGAGCAGAUCAAUAUUGCAAUUUCCACAUUAAGGAAGUUGACCAUCUAUUUCGACCCUUGUUGUGUAGAUGAUGAGGAUGAUUAUAUGACAGUCAUGAUUGAUGCUGUGAAUCUUUUAUCUUUAAGUUGCACAUGCCAUGCAGCAAUACGAUUUAUCCCUGUUAACUUGACCUCCAUAGUUGAUGCGCAUGUUCAUCUUGAGGAUGACAGUCAACUUGUACCUGUACUAUAUGUUGCUCAUUGUAUAUUUGAGCUAUUGAGUGGACUUAAUAAUGUCAAAUCUCUCGAUAUAACAAAUGAUACUCUUGAGUGUCUUAUUGACCGUACAGAGGUUGACCUCAAUCUCCUUCCCACAUUUCACAAUUUAACACAUCUUUAUGUGUAUAAUUUUACUGACGAGUCUACUGCUACUAGUGGAGUAUUACCUGAUAUUCUCCGAAAGACUCCUAAACUGGAAUUUCUUUAUAUUCCUACUGUGGUACGUGAAUACUUGGAUGGUGAAGAUUCGUUAUUGAACUCAUUGCCUUGCUGCUUAAAAUCCUCUCUCAAACGAUUAUGCAUUUUAUAUUUUUCUGGAGAUGAAGAUGAAAUUGAGUUUGUUAGGCUUUUCUUAAAAAAUGCCCCAUUUUUAGGGGAGAUCCAGUUAUUCUGUGUGAGAUCUUUAUUAGCUAAUGUGGAGAAGGUGGCUGAUAUCCAGGACCAGUUGCAAUCUGUACGCCCAGGAGCAUGUGUCAUCAAAUUUUUGAAUGGCUCAGCACAAAGACAGUACAAUCUCCUGGCCAAAUUUAGAUAAUGUGGGUG
This is a messenger RNA of Trifolium pratense (red clover), 1466 nucleotides long. Its product is annotated as F-box/LRR-repeat protein At3g26922-like. NCBI's taxonomy places the organism in Eukaryota, Viridiplantae, Streptophyta, Magnoliopsida, Fabales, Fabaceae. Gene Ontology annotation, molecular function: protein binding. Bases 16 to 1458 code for a protein of 480 amino acids. The transcript is spliced from 4 exons. The record is from RefSeq and is a predicted model, not a curated record.